This is a messenger RNA of Spirometra erinaceieuropaei, 274 nucleotides long. The record is from the annotation of a GenBank genome assembly. NCBI's taxonomy places the organism in Eukaryota, Metazoa, Platyhelminthes, Cestoda, Diphyllobothriidea, Diphyllobothriidae.
AUGCAUUACUUGCUCUCAGAUGUCAUUGAUGUUAACAAUUUCGACUUCUUUUUUUCUCCCUCGCUUCCUCCCCCCCCCUCCCUCCUAAAACGAUUUCAGGUCUUCGACUUUGCCUUGACGAAGGAGGAAAUGGAAAUACUUAAUACAAGUGGUCGAAACAUUCGUGCCUUCAUUGCGGAAAUGUAGGUUUAUUUUCGUCCACUCGGAGUCUUUAACUCGCUGUUUUUCCAGGGCAAUUGGUCAUCCGGAGUAUCCAUUCGACGCGGAAUUUUAG